This is a messenger RNA of Chlamydomonas reinhardtii, 7965 nucleotides long. RefSeq lists its product as uncharacterized. The transcript has 9 exons. Gene Ontology annotation, cellular component: transcription factor TFIIIB complex. Gene Ontology annotation, biological process: RNA polymerase III preinitiation complex assembly. The coding region runs from base 495 to 6548 and encodes 2017 amino acids. Gene Ontology annotation, molecular function: TFIIIC-class transcription factor complex binding. The record is from RefSeq and is a predicted model, not a curated record. NCBI's taxonomy places the organism in Eukaryota, Viridiplantae, Chlorophyta, Chlorophyceae, Chlamydomonadales, Chlamydomonadaceae.
CAACACGACGCGCUGGGCACAACCACACCUUGGCGACUCCACCGGUUCCUUUUUCUCCUCUUACAAGACUCAACUCGCCACAUCCACUGUGCGUACUUUCAAAGUAGCUCUCUAGCUUGACUUAGCCACAUCAGGGUCUGCCUCGCGUCCGUCGUAGGCUGCGAUUCAGGAAGGGCGCCUUGCGGCACCGAGCGCCUUGAGCGCCACGAGCCAGGGCCUUUGAGGGCACUACAACAUAUUGGUUCCCGUCCUCGCUCUUUUCUGGGCGCCGACGCUGCUCCCGCCGGUUCACUGGACUAGCGCAGCUGAAGGCGCACCUACGCAGCCCUCCCCCCACACCGGUCGUCCAUGGUGCCCGGCGCGGACGCAGCAACCUGCAGUAGCCUAGUUCGCCAGGGGAGGCGGCAUUGUGUACGGCAUCCCUCUGCAAUACCCUGAGGCGGCGCGGUUGCGCACACGCCUAGCUCGUUACAUAGCUCGCGGCAUCACCGCACAUGGACCUCGACCUCGACGAGCUCGACAAGCAGAAGAAGGCGCAGCAGUCGCGCGCCUUCAAGCCCGCCCUCAAGCCGGUUGCCCGGCCUCGCCCGGGCCAGCAACAACGGCAGCAGGGGCAGCAGCAAGGGCCGAACGUCGGGGCAGCUGCCGGCGCUGCCGCGACCCCGGCUGCCCCGGGGCCGGCAGCCCCACCGCUGCGCGCCGCGGCUGCGCCCGCUGCUUCCAGAGGCGGCGAGGCGGCGGAGCAGAACCCGACGCAGCCACCAGCAGCAGCCGCCGCAGCAGCAGCAACCGGUGUAGCUGCCUUAACCAGCGCGGCAGGCGGGGCUUCCCGUCGCGGCGCGGCGGCACAUGAUGUGGGGGGUGCUGCGGGCGGCGGGGGCGGCGCGGGUGCGCCUACCCAUGAAGGGGGCGCGGGCGGCAGUGCUGACGGCGCCGCCGCCGCUGCCGCCGACUUUCUCGGCGGCGGCCUGACUGACAUCCUGUCGCCACCGCCCAGCCAGCCGCGUGUCAGCAAGUUUGCGCCGUCGGCAGGUGCAGGCCGCAGCCGGGCUGGCGCCGGUGGUAGUGCGGGCACCGGCGCCGGCGCUGCUGCGGGCGCUGCUGCGGGCGCGGGUGCUGGUGCGGGCGCUGGUGCGGGCGCGGGCGCGGGCGCGGGCGCGGGCGCGGGCGCGGGCGCGGGCGCGGGCGCGGGCGCGGGUGCGGGUGCGGGCGCGGGCGCGAAGUCGUCUUCGCAGGCCGCACCCGCAGUGGCGGCGGUAGCAUCCUCGCAGGUGGCUGACCCAGUGUUCCUGGCGCCCGCGACCCAGAUCGAGGCGCCCGCGACCCAGAUCGAGGCACCCACCACUCAGCUGCCCGCGACGCAGCCGCCCGCCUCCCAGCCGCCGCCAACACACGCGGAUGCCCCUCCGGAGGAGGAGCAGGAGCAGCAGCAACAUGCGGGGGAGGAGGGGGCUGAGGCGGCUGCAGCGCCGGCGCCGGCUGGGGCGGCAUGUCAGCUUGCCGCGCCCACGCAGCCAGCGGCGCCGUUGACGGCGGCGGCGGCGGCUGGGGAUGAGGAGGCGGCUCCUGCUGAUGGCAAGGCCGUGGAGACAGGGGCCGCCACCUGUGUCAAGGCCGUGGAGACAGGGGCCGUCGAACGGGUGGUGACGGCCGCGGCAGGCGCGGUCAUGGCGGAUGCGGCCGGUGCGGGUGGUCCCGGCGGAGAGGGGCAGCUGGACUUGGGGUUGGGCGGCGGCUUUGGCGGCGGCGGCGACGGCACGGGUGAAAUGGGCGGCUUUGGGGAUGAGGACGACGACUUUGACCCCCUGGCGGCGGCGCUGGCGGCGGCGGAGGCUCUCCCUGACGACCUGCUGGACGACUUCCCAGCGGCAGUAGCAGCGGAGCCCGCGGAGCCGCACGGGGAGGAGGCUGUAGCACCGCUGCGCAGCGGCGCAGCGGCAGCGCCGGUCGAGGAGCCGGCGGCGGUGGCGGCUGCCGCGUUGGGUUCGGCGCCGCCUCCCGUGGCGCAUGUGCCCGAGGCUCGGGUGGAGGGGCUUGUGGCGGCAGAGCUUAGCGCACUGGAGGCGGCCGCACCGCGGGCUGAUGCUGAUGCAGCUGAUGCUGAUGCUUCGGCGGCGGCGGCGGCGGCGGCGGCGGCGGCGGCGGCGGCGGCGGCGGCUGCACAGGAGCCAGGGCCUGCACACCUGCAGGGCGCCGCGUCGCCGGCGCAUGCGGCGUUGGGGCCGGGACAACCGCCAGCGGCGGCGGCCACGGCGGCGCCGGCGGAGCAGCCGCCGCCUCCGGCGGCAGCUCCAGCGGGGGCGCCCGCGGGCGGUGGUGGCGGCAGCGCCGGCGCAGAUGUGGAUGAUGCGUUUGGGCUGCUGUUUGGGCUGUCGGCUGCGGAGCAGGCGGCGCUUCAGGGUGGCGGCGGCGGCAGGGCGCGGCGGGCAGCGCCGGUGGUGCCGGCGCGCCGCGGCGCCGCCAAGGCGCGUGGUGGUGACGCGGCCGCGUCAGCCGCGGCGGCGGCGGCGGGGUCAGCGCCGGCGGCAGCGGCAGGGGCGCCGGCGGCGGUGCCAAGCGGCGGCUUCAUCCGGGACAUCUUGAUGAAGGCACCCGAGGUUGCGCCGCCGAAGCCGCCGCAGCAGCAGCUGCGGCGGCCAUCGCCAUCGCCACAACCUCAGCAGCAGCCAGAGCUGGCGGCGCCGCAAAAGACGUGCUCCCCAGCGGCUGCGGAGGCGGCUGCGGUCACGGUGGUAGAGGCGCCGACACCAGCCGCAGCUGCUGGGCCGAGCCAGGCGGCGGCGGUGGAGCCGGCGAAGGAGGCUGCUACUGCUGCCGCUACUGCUGCUGCUGCUGCCGCUGCUGCUGCUGCGCCUACGGCUCCCUAUCCACCCCAGGAGCAGCCCGCCCCCGCCAGGGCAGAGGCCGUGACCGCGGACGCACAGGCAGUGGCGGGAGAGGGGGCAGCGGCGCCACCGGCGCAAGCGGAGUCCCCUGCAGCAGCCGCUGCUGCUACUGCCGCUGCUGCUUCAGGUGCUAAUGCUGCAGCUGCUACUGCUGCGCCCGCUGCGCCCGCUGCUGCUACUGCCGACCUGCAGUUGCCUGGGGAGGUGGGGCUAGACCUGGACUCGCUGCCCAAGCAGCAGCGGCGGGCGGCGCCCAAGGUGGUGGCGCGCAGGGGCGCCGCAGCAUCUGCAGCGGCAGCUGCGCCAGCGGCUGCACGGCCGGCGGCGACGGCAGCGGCGAACGCCGCUGCUACAGCGCCGGCGAAGGCGGCGGGAGCGCCUGCGGCCUCGGCAGCAGCGGCCGCAAAGGCGGCGGCCGCUCAGGGUGCCGCCACGGCCGCCGCGGGCACCGCGGCAGAGGCCGCUGGGCCAGGCCAGGCGGCGGCGGCGGAGCCGGCGAAGGAGGGGAGCGCAAAGCCGUCGGCAGCAGCGGAAGCGGCGGCUGCGCCGGCAGUGGCGGCGGCGGCGGCACCAUCAGCGGCACCUGCGGCUGCGGUGCCGGUUGCGGCGGCGUCUGCGGCACCUGCGGCAACAGCCGCGCCGGCAGCGGCACCUGCGACCGCACCUGCGGCGGCGUCUGCGGCACCUGCGCACACGCCAGAGCCUGCACCUGCGUCUGGGUCUACGCCAGAGCCUGCGCCUGCACCCGAGGAGGAGGCCGCCGUGUCACGUGCGGGGGACGCCGCGCCGCUGCCGGCCACGGCGCCUGCUCCAGCCCCGGAGCAGCCGCCCACAACAGACGCAGCACCUGCACCUGCACCUGCACCGGCACCUGCACCUGUACCUGUACCUGCACCUGCGCCGCCGGAGGCGCUGGCAGCACCACCGGCAGAGGGGCCAGCGCGGGCAGAGGCGCCAGCCACAGCACCGGCGCCGGCGGCUGCACCGGCGGAGGCACCCGCACAGGCGCCGGCGGAGGCGGGUCUGGCCACUGACCUGGACUCGCUGCCCAAGCAGCAGCGGCGGGCGGCGCCCAAGGUGGUGGCGCGCAGGGGCGCCGCAGCAGCUGCGGCAGCUGCAGCACCUGCGGCGGCGGCGGCGGCUGGCACGGGUGCGGGUGCGGCGGCGCGGCCGGCGCCCGCGGGGGCGUCUGCGGCAGCCCCGGCAGCAGCAGUGCCGUCAUCGGGCGCUGGGCCGUCCACGUCAGCUGCCCCCGGCGCAGCAGCGGCCGCAGCACCGGCUGCAGCUGCAGCUGCAGCGGCACAGCCCGCGCACACGUCGCGAGACCCCCGCAUGCAGCCCGCCGCGGCGGCGGGGGCAGCAGCAGCCCCGCCGGCCCCAGCGGCUGCCGUGCCGCCCCCGUCGCCGUCUCCAAAACCCACGACAACGGUGGCUGCAGCGCCCGCUGCAGCGCCAGCAGAAGCAGGCGCAGCAGCAGCAGCAGCGGCGCCGGCGCCGGCGCCGGCGCCGGCCUUGCCAAAGGCCAAGCCGCAGGCCCGCAAGCCGGCGGGCGGGAGCGCUGCAAAGCGGGCUCGGGAGGCGGCGACGUCGGCGGCGGCGGCCGGCAUCGAGGAGGGCGCAGCAGCAGGCGCAGCGGGCCCCGCGUCGCCUGCUACUGCCAAGGCGGCGGCGAAGCCGCGCGCCCGUAAGAAGGCCCGCGUCUCGUCUGCAUCGGAAUCCGAAUCCGAAGCUGACGAGGCGGCGGCGGCGGCGGCGGCUGUAGCGACGACGAAGACGACGACGCGCAAGCCGGGCGCCGCGUCCAAGCGCCGCCCUCGCAGCCAGGCGGCGAAAACAGGGGAUGCGGCGGCGGCGGCGGCGGCGUCGCCGACGGCUGCGGAGGGGUUGUUGGAGCGGCGGCGGGCGCAGGCGGCGGCGGCGGCGGCGGCCGUGCUGCGGUUGGUAGGGUCGGCCUCCUCCGCCUCGUCCAAGCGGGGGGCGCUGGGGUGGCUACGGCUGCUGUCCACUGUGCGGACGCGGCUGCAGCCGGAGGAGGAGGAUGGGGAGGAUGGGGAGGCGGGCGGCGGCGGCGCGGGCGUGCAGGACGACGACGGCGAAGCGGCGGCGGCAGCAGGCGAGGGUGGGGAGGGCGACAUGGGCCUCGCCCUCAUCGUCCACCCAGACCACCAGCUCGGAAACGGAACCCGCGGCCGCCGCCGCCGCGGCACCGCCGCCGGCACCGGCACCGGCCGCACCCGCGGCGGCGGUGGCGGCGGCCGCGGCAGGGGCCGCGGCGGCUCUCGCAACCGCGCCGCUGCCGCUGCCGACAGCGAUGCUGAUGGAGGGGAUGGGGUGGGAGCGCGAGCGCUGGCAAAGCGCUCCCGGAAACGCAAGGUGGCUCGCUCUCGAUCGGCGGCGGCGGCGGCGGCGGCGGCCACGGACACGGAAACCGGCGACAGUGAUUCGGAGGCGGCCGACAGCGAGGGCGGCGGCGGGCGGAAGAAGCGGAAGAAGCGGCGGGGGCGGCCGCUGAGUGCGUCGGCGGCCGCGGCGGCGGCGGCGGCGCGGGAGGCGCGCAUUCGGCGGGAGGCGGAGGCCAAGGCUCUGGAGGAGGCGGGGCUAGCCAUGGUGGAGCUGCCUGUGGUGGACCCCUCGGAGGUCAUGGACGUGGACACCUGGUCCCUCAGGAAGAUCAUCGCCCGCACACAGGCCUGGGAGCGCGCCAAGAUGGCGGAGGAGCGGGCCGCCGCCCGCGCCGCCAAAGAGCUGGCGGACAGGGAGGUGCUGGAGGCGGGGGCAGGAGGAGGAGGAGGCGGAGAGGGAGGCGCGGCAGGAGCAGGAGGAGCAGCAGGGGGAGCAGGAGGCAGGGGCGGGCGCGGCGGGCGGCAGGCAACGGCGGCGGCGGCGGGCCCGGCGGCGGCGACGGCGGCGCCUCAGGUCCGCAUCGUGGACGGGCGACUGGUGCUGGACGACGCCUCGCUCACCAUCGCGGCGCAGCAGCGUGAUGACGUGGCGGGCUACGCUGUGGUGGAGGAGGAGACGCGGCUGGUCAACUCCACCACCUACGGCACACGCCGCCUGGCCCCCGCCAAGUGGGCCGACGGCGACUGCGCGCUCUUCUUCGCGGCGCUCGCAUGCUUCGGCACCGACUUCAGCCUCAUUGCAAUGCUGUUCCCGGAGAUGCAGCGCGCGCACAUAAAGCGCAAGUACCUGAAGGAGCUCAAAGAGAACCCCGCCAAGGUGGCCUCAGCAAUGAAUGGCCACGGCCUGCCCCCCAGCGGCGCCGCCGGCAGCACCGGCGGACUUAACCGCGCCUCUCUCCUGGAGAUGGUGCGGAACCGGAUCGCGGAGGCCAACGCACACCGCGCCACGGCGGCGGCGAACGCGGCGGCGGCGGCGGCGCUGCCGGCGCCAGCCGCCGCUGCCGCGGCGGUGUCCGGCGGCGGCGCGCCGGGUGUGGAGGGCGGCGAGGCGGGGCGGCCGGGUCCGGGCGAGGGGGAGGGGGAGGGCGUGCAGGAGGAGGUGGUGGGGGUGGUGGGUGGCGAGCAGGGCGGCGUGGCGGGCGCCGCCGAAGCGGAGGAGGGCGGGGAGGCUGGCGGUUACGAGCACGGGUACGGCGACGCGGGUGGCGGUUACCACGGCGCUUACGGCGGUUACGAUGACGAGCUGGAGCAUUACUAUUAGUGUGACAAUAUGUCAGUUCCAACCGUCGCGAUGAGGAGGCGUUUGCGCGGGGAUGCUGAAUCGGGAGUUAGGUAGUGCAAUGUAUGAGUAGUCAUUAGUCAGCGAGUGUCUUACAGGGGAAUGGGAAUGGGAAUGGAGCUGCAUGGACACUGGAUGCACUGACCUGCUGGCCCUGUCAGCAGCCAGCGGCACCGGCGUGUGUCGUGUGGCAGGGGCAGGGGCGGCCCCUCCCCACGCGUGGAGGUGUUUAGGACGUGUGUACUGUCCAGCUAGUCUGGCUGCGGCCAUGUGCGGCUCUUUCAUAUGCUACUGGGUUUACAAUGGAUGUAGGUAGGGGGCGGUCUGCGGGUACUGAGUGGGUCCUCCGGGUACCCUCCCGGGCAAUGAUGGAGGCGGGCUGGCAGCAGUGCGAAUCGGCCGUACGUGCCAAGCACGUUCAGAGAAAUGUAAGCUAGUGUGAAAUUGUGAAUGCAAAUGCAAGACGUCACCGAGUGCUCCAGUGUGUGGCAAGCACACGCGGCACAUGGUGGUCUCACUCGGCCGCGGGGCCUGUGUUAGAGACAAGAGCACAAGGAAGAACAAUGCGCGCAGGACAGUGUACACGGGGCCUGUGAGCAUCUUGGUGACACUGUAAUCAGUUCCUCGCGGCGCGCCUCAAUCGGCCAAGUGUAUCCCAGGGGUGUUGGGUGAUGCACGACAGCCUCGGAACCUGCAUCAGCCGAUCAGCGUGCGUACGGCACGUGUGUGUGAGCAGCCCAGCUGGUGUUAGAAGCCGGAAAGGCAUAAGGGCCAUUGGGCAGGCCACCCCGACACCACAGCCAAGCGCAGGUCUGCUGGGCUCUGCGAAAUCGAAUGCAAGUUUAACUGGUGCGCGCGUUCCCUGGACCCUGAUUGGCCCAUUUUAGAACAUUCAUGAAGUUGAUAUACUGCAGAUAUGCGAGAGAUAAUAAACUAAGCAGUCGGAGGUCGGCCAUGCCUCGUGACAGCGGCGUCAACUCCGAGUUCCUGCGGUUCCUGUAGCGCAUGAGCAUGGGUCGCGUGUGGUGAUGACCAGGAACGGCGGCGGCAGGAAGCGGAAGAGGAGGAGGUCAGGAGCAAGAGCCAAGCAGGUAGGAGAACGAGGGAGCAGAGUACUUGUGGCUGGGAGGCCACCGGUGCCCUAGCAGGGGCACGCGCCGGUGACGUGAGCAGGAGGAGAAGGCAGUAUACGCACUUGACACGGCUUCAGGAGGCGCACAGGAGGCGGAGGCCGCCACGAACCAGCAGAGGAAGCAAUAAAUUGUCUUACUAUAUAUAUAUUUGGCCUAUGAGAAUUGACGUGCUUCGGCACAACUGUUAAAAUUGGAAAAAUACAGAGAAGAUUAGCAUGGCCCCUGCGCAAGGAUGACACGCACAAAUCGAGAAAUGGUUCCAAAUU